Amphiprion ocellaris (clown anemonefish) is the source of this 1507-nucleotide messenger RNA. RefSeq names its product DCN1, defective in cullin neddylation 1, domain containing 1 (S. cerevisiae) (gene dcun1d1). Gene Ontology annotation, cellular component: ubiquitin ligase complex. NCBI's taxonomy places the organism in Eukaryota, Metazoa, Chordata, Actinopteri, Pomacentridae. Bases 152 to 925 code for a protein of 257 amino acids. Gene Ontology annotation, molecular function: cullin family protein binding; ubiquitin-like protein binding; ubiquitin conjugating enzyme binding. The transcript is spliced from 7 exons. Gene Ontology annotation, biological process: protein neddylation; positive regulation of ubiquitin-protein transferase activity. The record is from RefSeq and is a predicted model, not a curated record.
GUUUUACUCAUAGUUCUCCAUACAGAGCGCUGUGAUUUUCACUCUAACCACUAGGUGGCGGUAAAGCAGCAGCGCCUCCACUGCCAAUAAACGUCAAACUAGAAGAAGAAGCCAGCUGGAUGGGAGGAGAGGGAGUCCGGCAGAGACAAACAUGAACAAGCUGAAGUCCUCACAGAAGGAUAAAGUUCGUCAGUUUAUGAUCUUCACACAAUCCAAUGAGAAGACUGCGGUGACCUGCCUGUCACAGAAUGACUGGAAACUAGACGUUGCCACGGACAAAUUUUUCCAGAGUCCAGAGCUCUAUGUUUCAAAUCUAAAAGGGGCUUUAGACAAGAAGAAGCUUGAGCAGCUGUAUAACAGAUACAGAGAUCCUCAUGACGACAACAAGAUAGGCAUUGACGGGAUUCAGCAGUUCUGCGAUGACCUGGGUUUGGACCCGGCCAGUAUAAGUGUCCUUCUCAUAGCCUGGAAGUUCAGAGCAGCAACGCAGUGCGAGUUCUCAAAACAGGAGUUCAUGGAUGGCAUGGCAGAACAGGGGUGUGACAGCAUAGACAAACUGAAAGCGCAGCUGCCAAAGAUGGAGCAAGAGUUAAAGGACCAUGGGAAAUUUAAGGACUUUUACCAGUUUACAUUUAAUUUUGCAAAGAAUCCUGGCCAGAAAGGUUUGGAUUUAGAAAUGGCGAUUGCGUAUUGGAAUUUAGUGCUGGCUGGACGUUUCAAGUUCUUGGACUUGUGGAAUAAAUUUUUAGUUGAGCACCACAAAAGAUCCAUUCCUAAGGACACUUGGAAUCUCUUACUAGACUUCAGCACAAUGAUCACGGACGACAUGUCGAAUUAUGACGAGGAAGGAGCGUGGCCUGUCCUUAUCGAUGACUUUGUGGAGUUUGCGCGGCCGCAUAUCGGGACCAAGAGCACAGCAGUUUAAAGGCCGCUCUCACUGAAGGAACAUCCAUGUGAGAUUUCUACAAAACAGAACGCAGCGAACGGAGGACGAGAUGACCGCACUGAGCUGAGAUCUAUGUUGCCUUUUCAACUCUCAGGACUGAAACAUUUUACACAGCAGAGACUUUAUAUAUAUAUCUCUCUCUAUAUAUAUAUAUAAAUAUAUGCGUGUAUGUAUAUAUAUGAAAAAGGCAUAUCUCUUUGUUGGUCAACUUGUAAUGUUUGGAACUUUUAUCUAAAGUAUUGGGCUUCUGUCUGUGCUCAAGCCAGCUGGAGAGGAGUCACCAUUUUUACCACAUGUGGUUCAUUGACGUGGUUGAGCUCAAAAGCAGGUAGAUAGACACACUUGAAUUCUAACGUAAACACAAGGGUUUGCAAGGGGGGUAUUGUUCUUUAAAUAUUGGAUUUUAAUACUAGUGUGCAUUCCUGAUUUUUGGUUUUGUUUUAUGAUACAUUUGUGUGACAAGUCGGUAUAAAACCUUGAUUGUAAUUCUUUUUUAAGCAUAAUGCUGUUUAAACACAAAUGUAUAAAGAUAAAAUAAAUGUUUCCAUUUGGUAUCUUUAA